Molecule: messenger RNA, 353 nt
Organism: Ambispora gerdemannii
Lineage: Eukaryota; Fungi; Glomeromycota; Glomeromycetes; Archaeosporales; Ambisporaceae
Source: the annotation of a GenBank genome assembly
GAAAAUUACUGGUGGUUCUGAGAGAUGGGAGAAAACUUAUUGGAGUGUUAAGGUCAUUCGAUCAAUUUGCAAACCUAGUACUACAAGAUACGAUAGAGCGAAUUUAUGUUGGUGAUGCGUAUGGGGAUAUUCCACGCGGAAUUUUUAUUAUACGUGGGGAGAACGUAGUAUUAUUGGGAGAAAUUGAUCUAAACAAAGAAGACGAAGUGCCAUUACGUCAACGACCAGUCGAGGAAAUUUUGAGUGCGCAACGUGAAGAGAUGGAUGCCCGUCAGAAACGGGAAAAGUUAAGGAAUAAGCUGUUGCAUGAUCAAGGAUUUAGUGUCGAUUUUACAGAGACAGACUUAUAUUGA